Molecule: messenger RNA, 689 nt
Organism: Phytophthora sojae
Lineage: Eukaryota; Oomycota; Peronosporomycetes; Peronosporales; Peronosporaceae
Source: the annotation of a RefSeq genome assembly
AUGAACCUCCGCGCUGUUGCUGCUGCUUCACUCGCCGCUCUUGUCGGCAUCGACGCUGCAGUUAUCGCCCAUGACGCUGUUGUGCCGUUCCCGCAGCCAACGCCAAACACCACCAUCCAGACCGUCGCUGUCAAGUUCAAACCCCAGAUCUACAUCAACAACGGAUGCCACCCGUACCCUGCAGUCGAUGAAGACGGCAACACCAGCGGCGGCUUGGAGCCCACGGGUGCAAGGGAUCUGGUUAUGGCAGUCAGAUCUACGGCCGCGCUGUGGAGUACGAAGGCGUCUACGCCUUCAUGUACUCCUGGUACAUGCCCAAGGACGAGACGUUGGACGGACAGGGACACCGUCACGACUGGGAGAACUGCGUCGUGUGGCUGGACUCUCUCGACAACCCGAGUAUUGUUGCGCUUUCCGCCUCCUACCACAGCACGUACCUGUACUACUACCCUCCCGACUCGGACUACCUGGACGGCAACAGUGCUAAGAUCGAGUACUCGACGAGCUGGGUCAUCCUUGACCACUCGCUGUCGGCGACGUCGACUGCUGGCGAGACCCAGGACUUGAUCAUGUGGGACCAACUAACCGACGCAGCUCGCACAGCACUGGAAGACACGGACUUCGGUGACGCCAACGUGCCGUUCAAGGAGGCCAACUUCGAGACGAAGCGUGCCAAUGCGUACUACGCG